ACGAACUUUCGACGACACGACCAACGGCAGUCACUCUUUACAACCAGAACCGAUUGACUACCUCAAGCACUAGCCAUGCCUCCCAAGAUCGAUCCCUCCGAGGUGAAGGUUAUUCACCUCCGUGCGACUGGUGGUGAAGUCGGUGCUUCAUCCGCGCUCGCCCCCAAGAUCGGUCCUCUUGGUCUGUCGCCAAAGAAGGUCGGUGAAGAUAUCGCCAAGGCCACUGGUGACUGGAAGGGUCUCCGUGUCACUGUCAAGUUGACCAUCCAAAACCGUCAAGCCGCCGUCUCCGUCGUUCCCUCGGCCUCUUCGCUCGUCAUCAAGGCGCUCAAGGAGCCUCCUCGCGACCGCAAGAAGGAGAAGAACAUCAAGCACACCAAGAGCAUUCCUCUCGAUGAGAUCAUCAGCAUUGCCCGCACCAUGAGGUUCAAGUCGAUGGCCAAGGACCUCAAGGGUACCGUCCUUGAGAUUCUCGGAACUGCUUUCAGCACUGGCUGCAAGGUCGAUGGCCGCAGCCCCAAGGACAUCUCGGACGACAUCAAGGCCGGCGAGAUUGAGAUUCCUGAGGAGUAAACGUUUGCAUCAGAAACGAUGACGAUGAAUGAACAAUGCCAUAGAGGGAGCUACAUAGCUGAAUGAGGAUCUUAUCUCCAACCUUGAGGUCACGGUUUCGGGACCCGUGGAGUUUGCACAGCUACGGCGUUUAGGAUGUUUGAUACCAUACUACAAAAGUGACCCUGGCAUAUGACGAUGAAUCAAGACAUGUCAACUCCACAUUGC
Molecule: messenger RNA, 780 nt
Organism: Pyrenophora tritici-repentis Pt-1C-BFP
Lineage: Eukaryota; Fungi; Ascomycota; Dothideomycetes; Pleosporales; Pleosporaceae
Product: 60S ribosomal protein uL11
Biological process (GO): translation
Cellular component (GO): ribosome; cytosolic large ribosomal subunit
Molecular function (GO): large ribosomal subunit rRNA binding; structural constituent of ribosome
Source: RefSeq, a predicted model, not a curated record